AUGAUGCUGCGUCGGCUCAACAACGGCGUCACAUCCCGCAGUCUCACCAUGGCAACGGGUGUGGGUCUCUCUAUUGCGGGAAGAUGUUUUCAGCAGUCACGGCGGAGUGGCCUCCCUGCUGUAAAGGAGACAACGACGAUGGUUGCACCGACUUUUUGCAUGUCGAGGCGCGGCUUCUCCCUGCAGCCCCUGCGACAUAUGCGCGGAGUAAAGUGGGUGAAGCCCGUAACAUCUCCAAUGAACUACGGCGGGGACAACACCGGAGGUGGCAGCACCGCUGACAGUCUCACGCCAUAUGUCCGACAGCAUCUUUCGAGAGUCUAUGGACUUCUUGCCGCUGGUACAGCUGUAGCUGGUAUCGGUUCUUUUCUAAUGUUUUCCACGCCCCUAGGGAAAGCCAUGCCUUUCUGGCUGCCUAUGGUGGGUGGAUUUGUGCCGCUUCUGUGGCUCUCAUUUGCCCCACCGCAAGACCCAAACUUGAAGUUAGCGCUUUUCUUUUCCUUCACGGUGCUAGAGGGUAUGGCAUUGGCUCCACUGGUGGCGAUCACAAUGGCCAAAGGUGUCCUUGGCACUGCCAUUGUCCUCACAGGUGCGGUGUUUUUUGGUUUCAGCGCCGCCGCUCUCUUAGCACCCCGCGCUUCUCUGCUAGCGCUGCAGGGUCCACUGUUCGGUAUGCUUAUGGGCAUGGUGGCGAUUUCAAUUCUGAACCUCUUCUACCCGACCGCCUUUGCCCACUCGCUUAUCUUGUACGGUGGUCUCGCGCUCUUUUCGCUCUUUGUGUCGGUAGAUACGCAGGCCAUGAUUGAGCGGGCCCGCUGCGGUGCUGGUGACCACGUGCAGGAUGCUUUACAGAUGUUCCUUAACGUGGUCAACAUCUUUGUGCGCAUCGCCCAGAUUCUUGGCUCCAUGGACCGGUAG
Trypanosoma cruzi is the source of this 918-nucleotide messenger RNA. RefSeq lists its product as uncharacterized. The record is from RefSeq and is a predicted model, not a curated record. Gene Ontology annotation, cellular component: membrane. The coding region runs from base 1 to 918 and encodes 305 amino acids. NCBI's taxonomy places the organism in Eukaryota, Euglenozoa, Kinetoplastea, Trypanosomatida, Trypanosomatidae. The transcript has a single exon.